Messenger RNA from Arabidopsis arenosa, 707 nucleotides. The record is from the annotation of a GenBank genome assembly. NCBI's taxonomy places the organism in Eukaryota, Viridiplantae, Streptophyta, Magnoliopsida, Brassicales, Brassicaceae.
GAACGGCGAACGAAGCGACGAUUGCACCAUGAGAGCCAAGUGGAAGAAGAAGCGUAUGAGGAGACUAAAGAGGAAGCGCCGAAAGAUGAGACAGCGAUCCAAACAGCAACAGUUGAACAAAGUAAAACCGAUACCAACUCCAACUGUGAAAUCAACGGGGACUAUCGUCUCGCUCGAGAAUAGCUCUACAGGCUCGGACUCUGCGAUCUUGCCUCCCUCUAAUGGUGUCCCGUGUUUGAGAUGCAAGAGCGUGUCCACACAAUUGGGUCGUUCAUAUUCUUACACAAGUCUCAGAUCCAAAUCGGCCAGGAGAGAUCCACAAGACCAUCUCCAUGACGUCAACCAAAGUCCUACACCGUCUAUGUACCAGACAGUGUUGGUUGGACGUACGAAGAAACCUUACUUGAUCAGUAAGCAACACCUGAAGCACCCUCUGCUCAACGCUCUCGUUGAGAAGCAACAGAGAUACGAAGAAGACGAUAAUGAAGAUGGAAGUUGUAUAAUCACGGUGAAAUGUGAGGUCGUUUUGUUCGACCAUCUUCUGUGGAUGCUCGAGAACGGUGACCAGAGUCACAUAUUGGAGUCUCUAGAUGACUUUGCUCAUCUCUAUCUCUCCCCUUGAUUAGGUUUAAACUUGUUUUUUUUUUUGUUUUUCAUUACAAGUUUCACUUGCUUAUCGUUUUUCGUAUUAAACUUUUAAUCCUUGU